AUGCUGCGCCAGUUGGUGCUCGGCGGUCUGCUCCUGCUCCUCGCCAUGCAUCUUCCCGGCGCUCAUGCUCAAGAGGGCUGCCCGGAAGGCUACGGUCGACCCCUCGCCUGCUUCGUCGUCAGGGAUUCGGAGCAGCGGUCGAUCGCGGAUAAUGCCCUCUGCCACUGUCCUGUGGCCCCCGAUGCAGUCUGCGACAACCAUUCGCACAUCAAGGUGUUCAACAAGACGAUGUGGCUGAACUGCAACUUCGACCUGUUCAUCGAGAAAGAAGGGGGAUGCUCGACGAAGGAUCAGCCGAAGGAUGGGCCGAAGGGGAUCUACGACAACCACCACCACCACGACGACUACGACAACUACCACCACAACGACGACCACCACAACGACGACCACUACAACAACAACGACGACCACCACAACGACCACCACAACGACCACAACCACUACAACGACCACCACCACAACGACAACCACUACAACGACCACAACCACUACAACGACCACCACGACGACUACUACCCCUACGACUACAACGUCUACAUGGGCUCCAUUUGGCGUUUUCGCGCCCAACCCGAAUGCCCGAAAGUGCAACCCCUCGAAAGAACCCUUCGAAAAGUGCAUCAACUGCAACCGGGUCGCUGCCCAAAAUGCGAAGGGAUUGCCGUCGAGGAUUGUCCGUGUGACGACGCGGAUCCGUAUUGCAUGAACUGUGCUCGUCCCGAAUGGCAAGAUCAUCAAGACUGCCAUGGGUGCCUCGUCCCGGGCGAAGGGCCCGAGCAUUUCUACAUGUCGAAGCAUCCCAACUGUCGAUACCAUCAUCUCUGGCCCGUCUAUCUGCACCAAUCCCCUUUGGACGACCGAUGGUGGUACUCACCCUUCCGAGGCCCUGACUAUAAGCCAGAGAAGCGCGUCCAUCGUGACGUUGCGCACCAAGCGGAUGAGGAUGCGAACGUGUUCAUCUACUACCCGAUCAACCCCACUUACAACCCCAAGUGCCGCCGGGAAGAUUUUGACAAACUGACUGCGAAUGAACUGGCGAUGGCGUCGAUGAAGCUGCAUUUUGGAUGUUACGAAGGGACAUGGUGCGAGGAGCAGAAUGCCUUUCCGAGUGAAAUCUUGGCCAAUGACUCGCUGGCCCGCAUCUGCUACCCGCGUCCGUUGAAGACCUACAUACUCGGCAAGGGCAGAUACAAGCCGUGGUGCACCGAUCCUCACGGCAAUCAGUUCGAGCCGAAGAAUGUGGCGAGUUGGGGAUGUAUGGUACUGCCGUUCUGCAAACUGGACCAACCGGGAGAAUUCGAUGAACAAAAAUACCUGAGGCCUGUCGCUGAAAACGGAGAUCUGCUGAACUGCAUGGAUAUUUGCCCAAGAAACGAGAAUGGCCGUGGAUUGACGGACAAACCGGAUUGUCGACCCAUCCCUAGCAAUCCGGAAAACGACUAUUUCGGUGUCCUCAGUAUUACGGAAAAGAUGGAUUGGUGUGACGCGGAGAAGUCGACUCACAAAGACCCGUGGUCACUCAACCCACCGUGCAAUCCGAUUCCGCAGUGUCGAGGGGAAAUGUCGAAGGACGCUCCGGAUGCGAGGGAUUGGCGCAAGAAUCUGCUCUACUACCAGAAAAAUGUCGCCGGUGUCCCAUGCGUCGUCUACAAGCAGUGCAGUGCUUUGACGGAAGAGGAGAGGCUGAAAUACCAUUGCGUCGGCUCGGCCAUGACAACAAGUACGACAAAAGCCUCGACGACGACAACGGCAAAGACAACUGCAAAGACAACGACCGAGAAACCGAAUGACGGGCUGGGGGAUGAGGUCAUCUUGAUUGCAGCCUUGGGUGGCGGCCUCUGCGUGUUCAUCAUCGUGAUCAUCAUCGUGUUGUGCUGCUGUCUGAAGAAGAAGGACAAGGGCCCGAAGGGAAAGAAGCCGAUCGUCGAUGACAUGAUGAACGUGGGCGCUGGCUCGGCGGUCGUCGACCUCGACCGAAAGCACUGGGGCAAAGUAACCAUCCGACUACACGUCUCCACCUACUCGACACAACGAUGGGCAUCGCCAUCACUCGACUACCACCCAAAUAUACUCGAUGCAAGACCAAAAAAGCCCCUC
Mesorhabditis spiculigera is the source of this 2094-nucleotide messenger RNA. The record is from the annotation of a GenBank genome assembly. Lineage: Eukaryota; Metazoa; Nematoda; Chromadorea; Rhabditida; Rhabditidae.